UCAGCUUCGGCUGCUCAUUUCGUCCUUCCGGUGCCCCCGUCGCCCCACUCCCUCCCGAUGCUAACACCGUCGGGCUUGGCUGUGGGAGCGUAAUGGCGGUGCACCGGGGACCCUCUACGAAAUGGCUCUUUACCCGGGAGCAGCUCGAAAACACGCCGUCUCGACGCGGCGGAAUAGAGGCCGACAGGGAGCUUUCUUACAGGCAGCAGGCCGCCAACUUAAUCCAAGAUAUAGGCCAGAGACUCAACGUCUCUCAACUGAUUAUCAACACUGCUAUAGUAUAUAUGCACAGGUUUUAUAUGAUUCACUCCUUCAGCAAAUUCCAUAGAAAUGUCAUUUCUCAGACUACGUUGUUCCUGGCAGCAAAAGUUGAGGAGCAGCCCAGGAAGCUGGAGCAUGUCAUUAAAAUAGCCCAUGCCUGCACUAACCCACAAGAGCCUGCCAUAGACGCUAAGAGCAACGCAUUCCAGCAGCAGACACAAGAGCUUGUAGCACUGGAAACAAUAGUGCUGCAAACGCUGGGUUUUGAAAUAACAGUUGAUCAUCCACACACAGAUGUUGUGAGGUGUUCCCAGCUAGUACGAGCAAGCAAGGAUUUGGCACAGACUUCCUAUUUCAUGGCUACCAACAGUUUGCACCUCACCACCUUCUGCCUACAGUACAGGCCCACAGUAGUCGCAUGUGUCUGCAUCCACCUGGCCUGCAAGUGGUCCAACUGGGAGAUCCCCGUGUCUACAGAUAGCAAACACUGGUGGGAGUACGUGGACCGCACCGUAACGUUACAGCUGCUGGAUGAGCUCACACAUGAGUUUCUUCAGAUCCUGGAAAAGACACCCAGCAAACUGAAGAGGAUACGAAACUGGAGGGCUAUUCAAGCAGCUAAGAAGCCAAAGACAGAGGGCCCAACAGUGGAUAGUGCCUUCCAGGGGACGUCCUUAGAUGGCCUUUCUGGUGUCUCCAACUCCUUCUUCCCCUCCACCUCAUCAGACUCUUUAGACAUGCCCUCCCUUAACAGCAUCGCAGCCUCCUAUGCCUCCUACCAGCCACUGUGCGACCAGUCAAAGAGCUGCGACUACGACCAGUUCUCCGAGCCUCACCUUUCAGACUUCACACUGGUGAAACACGAACACAAAGCUACAGGCGGAUCUAGUAGUAAACACCCGCAGCUCAGUACAAACGCCGCCACCUUUUCACGGCCGCAGAAAGUCUUGACCCUGGAAAAGUACAGAGAGAAACAUGCGGCGGACCUGGCCUCGCAGAACGGUAUGAAGGAUGAGUCGAGCACAGACAUGUACGCACCUCCUCCGGCUCUCUCCUCACACCACCACAAGAAACGCUCUCAGGCACAGCAGGCCAGCCAGUCAGGUGAGAGCAGGAGAGAUAAGACCAGCUCUAAAAAGGCUCGGCUGCCUCCUUCUUAUGCUGAGAACGGCUCCGCCACGAGCGAGGAGCUCAAGAUGAGAAUCAAAGUUUCAUCAGAGCGUCACGGAGGCUCAGAGCAGGGCGGGACUCUGACUGGAAAAGACAAGCACAAAGAGCAUGGCCACCGUCACUCAAAACACAGCCACUCGCACCCUUACUCCCUCAGCGGAAACGGCAGAGGGACAAUAGAGAACGCCUCUUUAUCCAUACGAGCUCCCGACGUUGGCUCCUCCGGCUCGUCUCGUAAAAGGCCUCACUCUGACGCCGGAAACCACAACCACCACCACCACUCGUCCAAGAGCAGCAGGAGCUCCAAAGGAGGCCUCGGCUCGGCCCACUACUCAUCUGAGAGCGGGAGCAGGAUGAUGGAGCACCACGGCCACGACGGAACCAACGGCAUGCUGACCUCCAACGGCCAACACACUGACUACAAAGACACUUUUGACAUGCUGGACUCUUUACUAAGUGCCCAAGGAAUGAACUUGUAACCCUCGGAGAGGCCACAGUGUUGUCUAGAAUAAGGUAUUACCAUGUUUAAUAGUUUAAAAAAAUGAAUUUAUUUGUCUUAAGUUAUCUGAAUUCUGCAUCGCCCUCAGUCGUGUCUACACACUGAUUAUUGAUGAUUCUCGUUCAGCUGUCAAAAAUGUAAAAUUAUAUGGAUAGAGCUGUGUACCACUAGCUUGCAACAAAAAACAACCAUGAGAAGUUUUAAGAACGCGGCUGGAAUAAUGAGAUUUUAAAACAUUCUUUUAACGCGAGCCGACAUUAUGAUUUUAAUGUGCAUGUUUUAAGUCACAAAAGGGAAGACAAAGCUAGUGUUCACAGCUAUUGUGACAGUUUACAGAUGGUUAAUGUUUUUUUUUUGUAUGUUAAGACAUUUUGUUCCACUGAAAAUCUCAGGUCUUGAACUUUUUUGAUAUAAGAACGAAUCUUCCUCUGUUUGGGUUUAUUACCUAUAUGUGGAGAUGUAUCACCUCGUCCAUUUGCUGACGAUGACGAAACAUGGUCUGCUUACUUUUCAAAGAGUGCAUCAAUAGUUAAAAAAAAAAACCAAUACAAAUGUAAGGCAGACUCUAUUUGCCGUCUAUUGGGACUUCCAAGGCCGCACCUGAACUUAAUGUGCAGACUCAUUAUAGAGCUACAAAUAAAGUUUACGUAACAUCUGCUGUGAAAGUGCAUUUAGGAUAUAUCGGCUAAAAUUGCAAAACGGCCUUGUGAUUGUACCUUGUCAACCGCUAUACAGUAUGAUAAAUGUUAUUAACUAUCAGAAAAUACAGAUCUCUUAAAUAAGAUUGUGUAUAUAGGACUGUAGUUCAGAUUUCAAUCUGUUGGUUUAUUGCAUCAGUCCAGACCUUCCUCCAUUCAGUGUAUCAUGAGAUCUAAUGCAGACUCUAUAUUGAUGAAUUUAUCCUCGAUUUGUGUAUUGAGAGCCCAAAUAAAGGUGUAAAAUUCA
Molecule: messenger RNA, 2875 nt
Organism: Sander lucioperca (pikeperch)
Lineage: Eukaryota; Metazoa; Chordata; Actinopteri; Perciformes; Percidae
Product: cyclin-T2-like
Exons: 9
Coding region: 93-1910 (605 amino acids)
Biological process (GO): positive regulation of DNA-templated transcription, elongation; regulation of transcription by RNA polymerase II
Cellular component (GO): cyclin/CDK positive transcription elongation factor complex; nucleus
Molecular function (GO): cyclin-dependent protein serine/threonine kinase activator activity
Source: RefSeq, a predicted model, not a curated record